UAAAGUUGCUUUCGCGAUCUGAAGUUUUUUUUGCGGAAAGUUCAAUAUUCAACUUAAUUCAAGUCAAUUGGAUAACGAAUUCACGACACGAUGGUUAUUAUCCGACCGGACUCGCCACCGCUGAAAAUCAGGAGCAAAGUUACCACCGAUUGGGACAUCAACGACACUAUCGUGCCAAGAAUAUCGGACACGGAAUUUGAUGAAUUUUGCGAAUGGGCCGAUGGACACUGUCGUCUUGUGUACCCCGUGAUAAUUGACGAUGCUCGACGACAUUCCUCCGGCUGGGCGAUGCGUAACACCAACAAUCAUAAUGUCAACAUCCUCAAAAAGAGUUGCCUUGGUGUUCUGCUCUGUUCGGCCCGAUGCCGCCUCCCCAACGGGGAUCGCAUCCACCUCAGACCGGCGAUCUGCGACAAGGCUCGCAGGAAGCAACAAGGAAAGCCCUGCCCUAACCGUGCGUGCAACGGACGUCUGGAAAUUCUUCCUUGUCGAGGACACUGUGGUUAUCCGGUGACCCAUUUUUGGCGCCAUACGGAAUACGCAAUCUUCUUCCAAGCGAAGGGUGUUCAUGACCAUCCCAAACCUGAGGCGAAGGGCUGCAGUGAGACAAGACGGAGUCUCGGUGUUGGCAGAAGAAUCCGAGGAUUGGCUUCACUACUAGCUCAAGAAGCAGCUCUGAAUUCAAAGCUCACAACUCUGCGAAGACCCAAAGGCAUGGGCAAGAACUUACAGUCCCAGAGAAAAAAGUGCAACUUCUGCAUGGAAUUCACAUGCCGAUGCUCACAGGUUAGUCAUAAUUCGCUUGUCCCCACCUCAACUGCCCACGUUCCAUUCGCCAACCUCCCAAUGAGCGUCAAUUACGCCAUGGCCUCUCACGAGAGCUAUCACACUCUGGAGCACUCUUCGGCGUAUGGCAUCUCAGCCGCCAAUUACAUGCCAUCGGCCAGCGAUCAGCAGCUCACCAAGUCCACAACUCUGCUGGAUAUGGAAAGUGGAACAAUCGCGGCUCUUGACAAUUGGCAGAACGGUGAUGAUGCAAUUAGUCUCACGAGCAGCAAUGGCACGACUUCGACCACCUUUGAUUCGACAUCUUGCGCUCAAUUUGUCGAUUCCAACAUGUAUUCGUAUCCAAUGUACGAUGACCGCAACACCAUCACGUCCAUUUCACCCUCAGCCAACAGUGAUAAUUGCAGUAUGAACACAUUCUUCGAUCAGUACAACUACGCAAACAACAAUUUUCACCACCAGAACUCAUAUCAAAACUGCUCGUACGACUAUCAGAAUGCCAGUGAAAAUGUGUACGCAAGUUAUGGAUCUGCAGAAGUUUACGAUGGGAAUCACUGGGAAGACUCACCUUAUCAAUACUGCGACAUAGCACAAAAUCAACCGCAGCAGGAAGCCUUUCAGUGUUACGAACAGUGAACAAUAAAUCUAGCCGUGGUGGCAAAGAGAAGAGUAAUGAGUGAAGAGAUACAAAGCAGCUUCUGAGCAUUCAGAAGAAGACGAAGAUACAAGCAUUAGCAUAAAAUGUUCAUAAAUUAAAAAUACUUUAGAGCUGAUGAGCUCCAGCUCGACUGACAAGGAGUUCGCGAUGUAACAUUUUAAUUUUAUUGAGAUAAUUUGAUCAAUAUUGUCGCAUCUUUCAACCUUUAUUCACUGUGACGCAGUUCGCGCAAGAUUAAAUAUGCAAGCCUUGUCACGCCAGUCAAAUUACUGUCCCAUCAAAUACCUAUUAAUUACUUCAUUUAAGAACCUCGCCUCAGUAAUUAAGUGGCUGAAUUUGCAAUCUUUUUUUCUCACUUUGAUCAUAAAAAUUAAAUUACAAACACAGAGACAGAAAGAUAUGCCAGAGACACUAUAUAGAAGAAUCAAUACUCUAUCGAUAGCAAUCUUGAAUUUUCCACAUUUGCUGCUUUGUAUCAUCAAAAGUAUUUUUGUAAUUUGUUGAAGACUGUUUCCCAUUUCGUACUCUUGUUAUGAUCAAGUGGGAAUUUUUAAAAUAUUCUAGUCAAUCAAUUCCCACUUAAUUGUUUAUUUUACAUAUUAAACAAAGUUAAGAAAGAUAGAAAAUUUCUAUAUUACAAUUGUAAGAUGAGUAGUAAAAGUUUUCUUGUAGUUUUUAGAAUUAUUCAUCAGGAUUUUUCUUUUUUUUCCACCCUUGUGACUCUCUUCUGUAGGAAUUGGCAGAAUGAAUAAAUGUGAAAUUGCACUAUACGCGUUGUGUUUUCUUCC
Molecule: messenger RNA, 2232 nt
Organism: Phlebotomus argentipes
Lineage: Eukaryota; Metazoa; Arthropoda; Insecta; Diptera; Psychodidae
Gene: gcm
Product: transcription factor glial cells missing
Exons: 4
Coding region: 91-1422 (443 amino acids)
Biological process (GO): gliogenesis; regulation of transcription by RNA polymerase II
Cellular component (GO): nucleus
Molecular function (GO): DNA-binding transcription activator activity, RNA polymerase II-specific; RNA polymerase II cis-regulatory region sequence-specific DNA binding
Source: RefSeq, a predicted model, not a curated record